AUGGAGCUUGGUAGAUGGAGGUGGCGGAGCUCAGUAUGUAAAUCUAACGGCUCGUCCCGCCCACAUUUCCUUUGGCGCCGGGGUGGACUUGCGAUGGCGGGGUUGCUUCCACGGCACCAGGCUCUUUACAAGGGUCUCCGGACCCCGCCAUGGAAGGAUACUUUCCGGCAGCGCUGUGUGGAGAGACUGAAAAGUAGUCGGGCCAAGCUGCUAGAAAGGUAUCGUCAAGUGGGAGAAAAUGGAGCUCGCAGAGCCAGUGAACCCUUGCUGGCACAGGAAGUGAUGGAAGUUGAAUGGAAAGCUUGGCAGUCUGUGGAUGCUCAGCUACCCUCUCUCAGAAAGCAAGAUUCUUCCCGGAUGCUUGAAGAACUGGCUGUACUGGAUGAAAUCCAGCAGGAACUGAUCUUUCAAGAACAGUUGGCCAUAGAGGAAUAUGAGCGAAGCCUGCAGUUUGAAGAGGAGUGCCUCAACGCAAUGCUUGAUGGCUUGGAUGCAGAACACCACAUCAUCUGUCCUGUUUGUAGAAGGAACAAUCUCAGUGUGAUGAGUAACACGGUGGUAUGCCAGUGUGGACUGUGCAUCAAUACCCCGGGGAUGACUGAGGAAAAACUCAAGCUGCUCUUAGAAGAAUGCCUGAUGGAACAUAGCCAACACUGUCAGCACUGUCCUGUUUUCACUAUAACUAAUAUGAUGGAAGGAGAAGCUAAUCUUCUUAUGAGCUGUCAGGCUUGUGAUUCCUGGACAGUGAUUUUUUAAUUCCAUCUGUUGUAGCACUACUUGGAAAGCAAUGCUGCUAAGUCUUUUUUCCCCUUCUUCUGAGAAGGGUGUGUAUGUAUAUAAUAAUCACAGUAUAUAUAAGUACAAAAAGUGUCCUCUAUUUUUUUAAAUUUAACUGGACCUGUGCUAUUUUUUCUAAACUGCCCUGAUGAAUAAACUCUCUCCUUUUAUGAUAGGAGCUGGGGAUUAUAGGUUUGGAGCAGACAUUUCUGGUUGCAGCACUUCUAUGUACAAAUUCUUGGAAACUUUGAUCCAAAUUGCAUAUACGUUCAUAAGGGAGUAAAAGCACAACUGUGUAUGAAGAACCACCUAUUUUGCAAAGAAUAUCUCCUAGAUUCUAUUAGGUACAUUUCCGCUUAAAGGAGAUCAGAUAACAGAUAGGGAUGGAUAUAUUUCAUUCUUGGAUGUAUCUAAAGACCAGGGCCAACUACUGUACAACUAGGGUUGGCCAACAUACCACUCACCAGCUCUGACAGUUUCUGAGUGUUAGUGGAAACAACAUUGGCUAGUGGUCUGAUUGAGUAUAUAAAGCAGCCUAAUGUGUGUCAUCUUUUUAAUAACACUUGGAAAUAAAGCUGUGUUUUCUGGGAUGGGCAGCUGCUCCUUCCUCUCAAAUAUGCUGGUGAAAUUCAGAGCUGUGAUUAAAAAAUGGGGGGAAGGGAAAUUACUCCCCCCCCUGCCAUAACUAGGAAGACUCUGGUACCCCUAAUAUAUCUUUUUAGAAGAAAGUCUCCCUUAUUCCCACAAAAGGGUUUUUAGCCUGGCCUCCUUUUGUCCCAAAGAAUACUGCCUGCCCAUAAGCUAAGCAGUGGCAUAAAGAUCCACUGAAAAUGGAAAUACAGGUACUGUUAGAGGCUGGUUUAGUAGAAUUCCAUGGGAGGGCUGUUGAUGUGGUUGUUCCCCAGUUUUGGAAAAUCCCAGCAUUUUGGUUGAGGGAAGUUUUUGAUAUAUAAGCUGGUUCAUUACUGAGGUAUGUUUCUUUUACUUAUUUUGAGACCCAUCUUAAGUAUGCUUUGUUGGUAGAAAGGCAGGAUAUCAAUUAAAUAGAACAAUAUUGCAGUGGUUCCCUAAUGCAGAUGGUAUGUAUAGCCUUCUGCAGAAUCAUAUAGAAUUUAGCCUCCACUGUGUACCAGCUACUUGUUUUCUCAAUAACAUGUUUUGGGUAUAAGAUGAUGGCAACUAGGGUGCUUUCCUCCUCUCUGCUAUAUUCACCAGGUUUUAAGAAACUGCAAGAAAAGAUUGGUUGAUAUUUCUACUUUCCACAUUUUGGAGGAAACGUUCUUUGAAAUCAAGUAAUUAAGAUUAACUUAUGGUAGCCAAGCAAUACCUGAUGCAGAUAAAAGAUCACCUUGUAGUUCCCUCUAUCUUCUUGAAAGUAGCAUGACAUUGAUGCUGUACUCCCACUAAAAUGUGUAAUAUAAAUUAAGUACUUCCAUUUGCAUUUUUGUCUUCAGCUUUAAAAGAUCUAAGUCAGAUGCAAAACAGUGGCUCAGAUAAGUUGGCCUAAUUCACAUUACAUACUAGUCUCAGUGUUUUAUCCCUGAACAUACAGCAUGUUUGCACUAAUACACCAAAUGCAUUCAUUCCUGCCAAUACCAGUUCUGAAUAUAGUGUCAUAUGCCCCACUUUAAUCUCUGUAAUUUUCUCUCUGUGGGACUGUUCUUUAAAUGCUGGUUCAGUAUACUGCGGUGAUGCUGUUGACUAGAGCUAGUUUUAAGGAGCAUAUGUUGGUUCAAACAGGUCCAUUGCUAUCUGCUUUGAGCCACCAAAGGAUCAGCAUAAUUAUCCUUUCUCUUAUCCUUCUGCCAACAGUUGAAAAAGUAUUUCUUCAAUAGUCUUUGGUGUAUAAACUGAGUACCUAAGUGGGUACUGUUUAUUAAUGAUAUUCUGAUUAUUUUAAUUAUGGGGUUGCUUUUUUACUUUCUGCAUUGUUGACCAACUUGAGUUUUGUCAGUUGGAAAGGCAGGAUUAUAAUUUAAGAAAUAAAUACCUCUGAAGCUGUUGUAAUGUUUUCUGUUACUUGAAAUGCAGAUGCAAAACUACCUAUUGCUGCU
Messenger RNA from Python bivittatus (Burmese python), 2831 nucleotides. It is a transcript of the gene RPAIN, whose product is annotated as RPA interacting protein. NCBI's taxonomy places the organism in Eukaryota, Metazoa, Chordata, Lepidosauria, Squamata, Pythonidae. Gene Ontology annotation, biological process: protein import into nucleus. The record is from RefSeq and is a predicted model, not a curated record. Gene Ontology annotation, cellular component: PML body; nucleus.